AUGUCGCUGCUGCGCUCGGUCUCGCAGACUCAGGUCUCCGUCAUCUCGAAACGUGAUGUGGGAGUGCUCGCCACCUUUGGGACUGACUUUCGCUCAGCCCCGAUGCCGCCGAGGCCACCCGUCACUGGAGUUCUGGAUGAUUGCUUGUGUGAUGUUGACAGCAUCGACCACUUCAACACCUUCAAGAUCUUCCCCAAAAUAAAAAAGCUGCAAGAACGAGACUACUUCCGCUACUACAAGGUCAACCUGAAGCGCCCGUGUCCUUUCUGGGCAGAAGACGGCCACUGUUCCAUAAAGGACUGUCACGUGGAGCCCUGCCCAGAGAGUAAAAUUCCCGUUGGAAUCAAAGCUGGAAGUUCCAAUAAGUACCUGAAAGUGGCCAACAAUACGAAAGAACUGGAUGCUUGUGAACAAGCAAAUAAGCUGGGAGCGAUUAACAGCACAUUGAGCAAUCAAAGCAAAGAAGCUUUCAUUGACUGGGCAAGAUACGAUGAUUCACAAGAUCACUUCUGUGAACUUGAUGACGAGCGGUCGCCCGCGGCGCAGUACGUGGACCUGCGGCUGAACCCCGAGCGCUACACCGGCUACCGCGGCUCCUCGGCCUGGAGGGUGUGGAACAGCAUCUACGAGGAGAACUGCUUCAAGCCCCGCUCCGUCUACCGCCCCCUGAACCCCCUGGCACCCGGCCGAGGAGAAGAUGAUGGAGAAUCAUUCUACACCUGGCUAGAAGGCUUGUGUCUGGAGAAGAGAGUCUUCUACAAGCUUAUAUCGGGGCUGCAUGCUAGUAUCAACUUGCAUCUGUGUGCAAACUAUCUUUUGGAAGAAACCUGGGGUAAGCCUAGCUGGGGGCCUAACAUCAAGGAGUUCAAGCGCCGCUUUGACCCUGUGGAAACCAAGGGAGAAGGUCCUAGAAGGCUGAAGAACCUGUACUUUCUGUACCUGAUUGAGCUUCGCGCGUUGUCCAAGGUGGCGCCGUACUUCGAGCGCUCUGUCGUUGAUCUGUACACUGGAAACAUGGACGAGGACGCCGACACCAAGGCCCUGCUGCUGGACAUCUUUCAAGACACAAAGUCCUUCCCCAUGCACUUUGACGAGAAGUCCAUGUUCGCCGGCGACAGACAAGGGGCCAAGUCCCUGAAGGAGGAGUUCCGGCUGCACUUCAAGAACAUCUCCCGCAUCAUGGACUGCGUCGGGUGCGACAAGUGCCGGCUGUGGGGGAAGCUGCAGACACAGGGCCUGGGGACUGCCCUGAAGAUACUGUUCUCGGAGAGAGAGAUCCAGAAGCUCCCAGAGCACAGCCCAUCCAAGGGCUUCCAGCUCACACGGCAGGAGGUGGUGGCCCUCCUAAACGCCUUCGGCCGGCUUUCCACAAGUAUCAGAGAAUUACAGAAUUUUAAAGUCUUAUUGCAGCACAGUAGGUAAUAAAGGCUUUUCAGUGUCCACUUAGAGACAUAAAGUAACUGUGUGAAUGAAGACUUGGUCAGAUAGUUCAGCAGGAGACUGAUCUUCAAAGACUUCAAAAAUAUUGAACUCUUUAAAGAAAAAUUGUAAAUGUCUAGAGUAUUUAUGAUUCUUAGUUGAUUACCACGUAGAGCUAUUUAUAAAUGAAGUAUAUGCUUUGAAAACAUGUAAGUUAUACUAAUUGUGUUUUAAUUUCCUGCUUUCUAUCUGUUGAGCAUUGUUUGCUUAGAAUAGAUUUACUGUUUCCAGUUGUCAAACAAAAUGAUUAUUUUCCCUUCUCGUAACGAUAUCAGUAGGCUGUUACUAGAGGAGCAAUAAGGGAACAAAUGAUGCUUCAGACUGUAUCAGUGAUCAGAAUUUUCAGUGAUGCCUGAGUGUGUUUUAGCCAAGACUCCUACAUUAGCACCUCUGCAACUGCCUGCAGCUGUCAGCGUGAUGGCAGCUUGGCAGUUCGUUGCAAUAGCAGGUGCUAGGAACCCCCAGGAGUCCAAUAUCACUGUUUUUAUUUAAGAUGCUACCUGCUGCUGCCGUUUCGGCCUGAGACCCCACGUCAGUUAGGGCACAGGUGUUGCCCUGUGCUCCCCGCCUCAUUGCCCGGGUGAGGGGCGUGAAUCAGGGCUCCUGAAUAACCUAAAAUUCAGCUUUUUGAGCUCUGCAUUUCCUUUCAUUUUGCUUGUCUUUGUCCCAUCCCAAUUUAUAAAUGUUCACUUAAGAAAACAAAAGAAAAAAUAUUUAGUAGUCACCACCUUGAUAAAAUGUGAAUGGAAUCAUGUGACUUUAUAAUGUGAGUUUAAACAUAUCCAUAGAAAUUACUAUUUUAAAGCCAGUGUUUUUUAAAAUUUUUACUGUAGAUUACGGCCUGUGCCAUCCCCUCUCAGUCUGACUUCCUUCUUUAGCACAUUUACACGAGGGGUCGGUUCAAGCCUCCGAUAAGCUUCCCUUUCCCACCUUUUCGUUUUCGUUCACGCAGACAAGCGUCCCCAUGUUAGCAUCCGCCGGCCGCUGACUUACGUGUCCCAGACCACCGUUUCCCGCACCUGGACUUAAGUGCCGUCCAUAUUUAAGACAGGGGGUCUUUUACAGUGUUAGUAGCUGGCGUGGCUCACCUGGAGAGCUGUGCCGCAGAGAGGUGCCGCACAGCACGGCCCCUCUCAGACCCGUCAGCCUUCCGUGACGUAAAUAAGUGCUCUUAACCCCUGUCCCUGCCCGAGUCUGAAGUGAGUCCAGUGAGGACUCAGUGAUGUGUUUUAAAUUGUACUUCCAUGGCUCACCCUCUCUUAAAAGAAUUCAGCCAGCCGCAAGAAGAGAGCUGCCUGGAGAGAGAUGGCAUUCGCCUGGCGUCAGGCGUGACCUCCAGGGCCAGACGGUGUUGCUGACGGUGGGGUGGCGGGUCGCUAACUGGAAAGGGAAAGGCUGCUUGCCCACCCUGACCGUGUUCGCGCCUCACUUCCAGGGAUAAAACUGUUGAGAGGUGGGGAGGUGGCGCAUGUAAGCUUGUCUCAGAGGUGAGCGGGCCCGCAGCCCGGCUGGUAAACUCACCGUUUUGUGUUCACUGAGAGUUUAAUGCGACAGUUUUGCACUUUAUCUGUUACUGUAAGUUUGAAACUCUCCUGGUAGCGUCACUUCUCUGUUCCCUCAGUUACAGAUAAGGCCUCUGGAGAACGUCUUAGGUCGUCUGCCGUCACUGCCUGUUUGUUUUCUUUAUUGUGUGUGUGUUUCAAACUUAGGAAAAUUUGUACAGUAGAGUGGCUUCUAGAAAAUGAAAAGGUCUGGUUAGGGUAAAGUUCUUUCCAGGGUUUUAACAAAUUUUUUCAGCACCAGGAAAAUAAGUGAAGUAUUCGCAAGCUGGGAUUUGUUUGACUGACUUUAUUUUCCUAAGAACUACGUGGGGUGGCGGGCUACAUGCUCGCAUUUCAUAAAUGACUGUGUCAGCUAUAGGCAUGUGCUCGAGUCUGGCCAUGUUUUUGGUGCGCCUCGGGAUAGAGAUGCCUUUCCAGCCACACACCACUUGUAGUGAGGCGAGCGGAGGACUGAGCGGUUGCGGGGAUGCUUGGAGCUGACGCUGCGUGGCUUUUCUUACCGCAUCACCUAAUUUAAAAAUUCAGGACUUGAUAAUCUAAACGACAGAAAUGAUUGUACCAGCUGAUGAAGGGAUGAAAGUGAAGAAAAGGAAUGUAUUCCUUCCUUCAAGAGCAUGAGUUUAUAUUUUUCCUAAAUGGCAUCUAUGUACGUUAGAAAUAAUAUAUAUUAAAAUUGGUACAAUUUGAAUGUUUCCCUUGUGUUGAUUCUUAGGAGAUGGGGAGGAUCAGACAGAGCAGUAACAAAUUUCAGUUUUUGAAAGUCAAAUGUUUUAUGAUCACGUUAACGCUGCGAAUGCCUCGGCACUUGCGAAGAGCGGGAUGGUUGUGUAUUUGUCACUGUGCUGCGUGUUCCAGCUUUCCCUAGGUGCCACUGUAUGUCAGGACAGCUGUUUUGAUCUUCAUCAGCAUUGCCAUCAGCUGGAAAUCUGGAAGCAGCUGACAGUUGCAAACUGAAGCGCCUGCAGAAACCAUAGUACUCACCAGUGUACACGGAAGGAGCACAUGGUGCCACGGAAGUGACUGGGCCAAGAGCAGUGCAGAC
Molecule: messenger RNA, 4083 nt
Organism: Condylura cristata (star-nosed mole)
Lineage: Eukaryota; Metazoa; Chordata; Mammalia; Eulipotyphla; Talpidae
Gene: ERO1B
Product: ERO1-like beta (S. cerevisiae)
Exons: 17
Coding region: 1-1422 (473 amino acids)
Biological process (GO): protein folding in endoplasmic reticulum
Cellular component (GO): endoplasmic reticulum membrane; endoplasmic reticulum
Molecular function (GO): protein-disulfide reductase activity; FAD binding; thiol oxidase activity
Source: RefSeq, a predicted model, not a curated record